CCAGAGUUUCGGCUGCCUUUCGACCGUACCGACCGCUUGAUUGAUUGCCGCUACCCGUUCGCAGAGGAGAAAGAAGUGUAGGCCUGGGGAACUUUGUUUUACAACUGCAGCCUAACGUUACAGUCCAGGAGGGGUCAGCAGGUAUUGGAUACCUGGAUUCGAUAUAGGUGAAAAUUAGCCAGAAAGCCAGAUGGAACCCAAUCAGAUUGAUAAGAUGAGGGACAUUCUUGAUGUUCUCAAAAAGCUAGAAAGUUGGACAACCCAGAAGGCAGCUCUUCUUUGUGAACAGAUGGAUGCGGCCUUCUGGAAAUCUCGAGACAAGAUAAAUUUUUGCCAGGAAUUCUGUGACAAUGGUGGAGCUGAACUUCUGGUAUCUGCCCUGAUUAAGUUUGAGGACAAUGGACUAUUCAAAGUGAAAGGGGCUUGGGAAACUGCCUUUGUUAUUUACAACCAUUUAUGUAACCUCAGUGAAACCAGCAUGGUCCUCUCCCUGAAAAUGGGAGAAGAAGGAAUGGUUAAACUUUGCUCACACAACAUUGAUAAAUACAGAGGGAAAAUAUCACUGCGGGACAUCCAAUCCCUAAUCCGCGUCUCACUGAGCAUCCUGUGCAAUAUGUCGACCACACCCGGCAACAGGCACCUGUUUCGGGAAGAGGGUGUGGCCGAAAAGAUGCAACCGUACCUGGAGGGUGACCCUUUUCUGAAAACCAUCUGUAUGAUAACCCUUGCCUAUAUCAUUGAGGAAGGACAGGAAGAGGCUCUUGUAGAAAAGGAAGCUGAUACCUUGGAGUACCUUGUAGGCAUCCUUCGAGAUGCUCUGAAGAGCCCCGACAAGAGGUUCCGUGGGUUGUGUGACCGAGAGAUCGCUUCAGCUCUCGGUAGGUUAGCUGUCCAUGAUAGUAAUAAAUGCAAGAUUCUAGAAGCUGGAGGGCUCCCUCUGUUGGUCAAGAUGCUAAAGGACAGGAGCACGGACACCCAAGAAGCUGCUGCCAAUACUAUAUGGAAUCUGGCCUUCUCUGAUGAAGGCCGUCAGAAGAUUGUCGAGAACGGAGAAUGUGUGAAGCUCCUGGAGUCACUCACGCAAUCCCCGGAAUCAAACGUAUCAGACGCAGCAAAAGGGGCAUUAUGGGUAAUCACCAAGGGGCAGGCCAAGCAGGUGGAAAAUGACAAAACGGCUGAAGAAACGCAAGCAGGAGGGAUGGAAAGUUCUUCACAUAUCAUGAUCAGUUACCAAUGGGGAUCACAGCCGAUAGUUCUCAAGAUAAGAGAUAAUCUCCAAGCUUCUGGCUACCAGGUAUGGCUAGAUGUUGAUCAUAUGCAUGGCUCUACACUGCAAGCAAUGGCAGAGGCUGUUGAGAAAUCAUAUAUAGUUCUUAUGUGCAUUUCAGAGCGCUACAAGGAGAGCCCAAAUUGCAGAACAGAGGCAGAAUACGCCUACCAGCUCAAAAAGAGGAUCAUUCCUGUGAUGAUGGAGGAGUACUAUCAACCGGACGGGUGGCUGGGUUUGAUACUGGGAUCCAAAUUCUACAUGGACUUCUCGGGAAGACUAGAUCAUGAAGAAGAGAUGGUCAAGCUCUUAAGAGAAGUGCAGACCCAUGCCCCUGGUACUGUCAAGGUUGCUGGUGCAAGUGAUUCUAAGAGCAGGACAGACAUAAAAGAAGUAAAACUUAUAACUACACAGUUGUCUACCAAGUCAGAUACAACAUCAAAAGUCUUGGAUUGGUCAAAUAAACAGGUUCAGGACUGGCUUAAAGCUUCAGGCCUUAACAAAUGGAGAUCAUCACUGCAAGAAUGCGAUGGGACCUUCUUAUUCAGUCUUCAUAAGCUGCGAUUGGAAGCACCGGAGUUCUUCUACAGCUCCAUCCGAGAUGAUCAGAGUCUUCAAAAGUUGUCAGAAAUUUUCAGGUUUACCAAAGCUCUUGAGACAGUGAUCAAUGAAUGAAUUUUGACAAGUUGAAAAGUAUUUUGGCCCAUAUUUUACCAGGUCUUUCACUAUAUAGGGAGAACUUCCAGAUUUUAUAAGUCACAUAGUUUCUAGAAGGUCAGUCAUGUAGGAGAUAUAAACUAGCACAGUAUAUUUUAACACAUUUUAUAUCUUCACCCAGGGUAACACUUAUUAGAACCUUUUCUUAAAUGUGAAAAUAGACAUGUGAAUUGAAAUACACAUAGUUAGGAUCCUCCUAGAAUAUGUGUAUCAUCUCGGUGCCAUAUUUUGGUUAAAUCUGCUAGUAUGUUGUUACACUUGUUGUGAAUCAUCAUCAAGUAGUAUGCUUUAAUUUGAUAGAUGGUGCAUUAUGGCUUUGGCUUUGUCAUUUACUUCUCAUUAGCCAUUCAACUCGAAAAAAAUUUCUUUGAAAUCCCCCUACUGCCACUAAAAAUAAUUCUCCGAAAACAAUACUGCCUUUGAUAUGUGAUCAAAGUUUAUUUGUUUUUUUAUGUUGUUUAUGUUUUGUCAUUGUUUAUUUAAAUGGAAGUGUCAUUUGCAUGUUACUAUUACUCUAUUUUUAGAUUUAGAUUUUCCAUAUUCUGUAAACAAAUCAAAUGUUUUUCAGGUUUAAGAAAUAUUCAGGGAAAGUAUAAGGCUGUUAUUUGGAAAUACACUUCAGGGGCAAAUGCAAUAUUUGGUAAAACUGUGACAUCCAUAAUAAAGAGCUGCCAAGUGGUACUGAUCAGUGUUUACAGAAAACAUUGUUUUGUUUUAAAUAAAAAGUAUUUAUUUAAAACAAAAAUUCUGCAUAAAAAUUAUUUUAUGCAUUGAGG
Messenger RNA from Lytechinus variegatus (green sea urchin), 2760 nucleotides. RefSeq lists its product as uncharacterized. Gene Ontology annotation, molecular function: protein binding. NCBI's taxonomy places the organism in Eukaryota, Metazoa, Echinodermata, Echinoidea, Temnopleuroida, Toxopneustidae. The record is from RefSeq and is a predicted model, not a curated record. Bases 191 to 1942 code for a protein of 583 amino acids. The transcript has 11 exons. Gene Ontology annotation, biological process: signal transduction.